AUGCGUGAGUGUAUCUCAAUUCACAUUGGGCAAGCCGGAGUUCAAAUUGGCAAUGCAUGUUGGGAACUGUAUUGUCUCGAACAUGGUAUUCAACCUGACGGUCUAAUGCCAUCAGACAAAACAAUUGGUGGUGGCGAUGAUUCAUUCAGUACGUUUUUCUCCGAAACGGGUGCCGGAAAACAUGUGCCUCGUGCCGUUUUUGUCGAUUUGGAACCAACAGUAAUUGAUGAAGUGAGAACUGGCACAUAUCGUCAAUUAUUCCAUCCUGAACAACUGAUUACAGGCAAAGAAGAUGCUGCCAACAAUUAUGCACGUGGUCACUACACAAUCGGAAAAGAAAUUGUUGAUCUUGUUCUUGAUCGUAUUCGAAAACUAGCAGAUCAAUGUACCGGUCUUCAGGGUUUUUUAAUUUUUCAUUCGUUUGGUGGUGGUACGGGCAGUGGUUUCACAUCGUUGUUAAUGGAGCGACUGAGUGUCGAUUAUGGGAAAAAGUCCAAAUUAGAAUUUGCAGUUUAUCCUGCACCACAAAUCUCAACAGCCGUUGUUGAGCCGUAUAAUUCAAUCUUAACCACACACACAACACUGGAACAUUCCGACUGUGCAUUUAUGGUGGACAACGAAGCCAUUUACGAUAUUUGUCGUCGAAAUUUGGACAUCGAACGUCCGACAUAUACAAAUUUGAAUCGACUCAUUGCACAAAUCGUCAGUUCGAUCACGGCUUCACUACGAUUUGAUGGUGCGCUGAAUGUCGAUCUCACAGAGUUUCAAACAAAUCUUGUUCCUUAUCCACGAAUUCAUUUUCCACUGGCGACAUACGCGCCAGUCAUCUCAGCCGAAAAAGCCCAUCAUGAACAACUGACGGUGGCUGAGAUUACAAAUGCUGUAUUUGAACCUGCCAAUCAGAUGGUCAAAUGUGAUCCGAGACAUGGAAAGUAUAUGGCAUGUUGUCUGUUAUAUCGUGGUGAUGUAGUGCCAAAAGAUGUAGGAGCUGCCAUUGCCUCCAUCAAAACUAAACGAACAAUUCAAUUUGUCGAUUGGUGUCCAACUGGCUUUAAGGUCGGAAUUAAUUAUCAACCGCCUACGGUUGUUCCUGGUGGCGAUUUAGCCAAAGUUCAACGUGCUCUGUGUAUGUUAUCAAAUACAACGGCUAUUGCAGAAUGUUGGGCUCGUCUUGAUCAUAAGUUUGAUUUGAUGUAUGCUAAACGUGCCUUCGUGCAUUGGUAUGUUGGUGAAGGUAUGGAAGAAGGUGAAUUCAGCGAAGCAAGAGAAGAUUUGGCAGCAUUAGAAAAAGAUUACGAAGAAGUUGGUAUUGAUUCGGUUGAAGGUGAAGGCAAUGAUGAAGAAUAUUAA
Messenger RNA from Didymodactylos carnosus, 1350 nucleotides. Lineage: Eukaryota; Metazoa; Rotifera; Eurotatoria; Philodinida; Philodinidae. The record is from the annotation of a GenBank genome assembly.